AUGUUCAAAGAUCAGCCACUGCCCAGGCCUGGAGGGGAGGGGGGCAGUGAGCAGCUGAGAGCUGGGGCCUGACGCAGGCCACCAGAUUCCAGGACAUGGCUCUUGACGGGGUCCCGAGGAGGGUAGGGGUGGUGGGCUACGGCCGCCUUGGACAGUCCCUUGUUUCUCACCUGCUGACUCAGGGACCAGAACUGGGCCUAGAACUUGUUUUUGUCUGGAAUCGAGACCCAGGACGAAUGGCAGGAAGCGUGCCCCCUGCCCUGCAGCUCCAGAACCUCGCUGCUCUCGGGGAGAGGCACCCUGACCUUGUGGUGGAAGUGGCCCAUCCCAAAAUAAUCCAGGAAUCUGGGGCAAAAAUCCUGCGUUACUCCAACCUCCUGGUGGGGUCCCCCUCAGCCCUGGCUGACCAGGCCACAGAGCAGCAGCUGCGAGAGGCCUCGCAUCGCUGGCACCAUGCCGUGUUCGUGGCCCGGGGGGCCCUGUGGGGCACUGAGGACAUCACCAGACUGGACGCAGCAGGGGGCCUCCAGAGUCUUCGUGUCACCAUGGCCACGCACCCCGAUGGCUUCCGGCUCGAGGGACGGCUGGCUGCAGUGCCCAGCACUGGGCCUCGCACAGUGCUCUACGAAGGCCCUGUCCGUGGGCUCUGCCCCUUGGCCCCUCGCAACUCCAACACCAUGGCGGCCGCUGCACUGGCCGCCCCCAGCCUGGGUUUUGACCACGUGGUCGGGGUGCUUGUGGCUGAUCUCAGCCUCACAGACAUGCAUGUGGUGGAGGUGGAGCUGAGCGGCCCGCCGGGCCCCUCGGGCCGAAGCUUUGCUGUGCACACCCACAGAGAGAAUCCCGCUGAGCCAGGCGCCGUCACGGGCUCGGCCACCGUUACCGCCUUCUGGCGCAGCCUCCUGGGCUGCUGCCAGCUCCCCUCCAGGCCGGGGAUCCAUCUCUGCUGAGAAGCCGCCUCCUUCCCUGGUGGACAUCUUCGUCUCAUUUACGUCCCCAUCCCGGGCCUCCCCGCUGUCUCAGUAAACACUGGAAGCUCCUCUCCCUGCA
Messenger RNA from Canis lupus familiaris (dog), 1050 nucleotides. RefSeq names its product aspartate dehydrogenase domain containing (gene ASPDH). The record is from RefSeq and is a predicted model, not a curated record. The transcript is spliced from 7 exons. Lineage: Eukaryota; Metazoa; Chordata; Mammalia; Carnivora; Canidae. Gene Ontology annotation, molecular function: NADP binding; L-aspartate dehydrogenase [NAD(P)+] activity. Gene Ontology annotation, biological process: NAD+ biosynthetic process. The coding region runs from base 96 to 950 and encodes 284 amino acids.